Molecule: messenger RNA, 1765 nt
Organism: Mauremys reevesii (Reeves's turtle)
Lineage: Eukaryota; Metazoa; Chordata; Testudines; Geoemydidae
Gene: ERCC1
Product: ERCC excision repair 1, endonuclease non-catalytic subunit
Exons: 11
Coding region: 608-1570 (320 amino acids)
Biological process (GO): mitotic recombination; meiotic mismatch repair; nucleotide-excision repair
Cellular component (GO): nucleus; nucleotide-excision repair factor 1 complex; ERCC4-ERCC1 complex
Molecular function (GO): single-stranded DNA binding; damaged DNA binding
Source: RefSeq, a predicted model, not a curated record
GAGCCCAUCUCGACACCUCCUCCGCCUUCUUGCUACCAGAGUCCCAGCUGUCCCGGGCUCCGUACCAUAGAGUCCGGAGGACCCAAAGCUAGACAGGUCCCAGUAAGCGCGGCUCCCUACCACAGAGUCCCGGCAGCCAAGCAGGUAGAGCGGCCAGUGGGGGAAGCCGCUCUCCCCAGGCUCCAUACCAUAGAGUCCGGAGGACCCGAAGCUAGACAGGUCCCAGUGAGCGCAUCUCGCUACCACAGAGUCCCGGCAGCCCCGCAGAUAGAGCGGCCAGCGGGGGACGCCGCUCUCCCCGGGCUCCACACCAUAGAGUCCGGAGGCGCGUCGGAGCUGGAGUCCUCCCCGCGGGCCAUCGCUGGACACCACAGAGGCCCGCGAGGCUGCGGACACCCCCCAGCUCGCGCUCGGCGGGGGAACCGCUCCGCUCCCCCCUUAAUUAGGGUGACGCGGCGCCGGGGGGCCUUAGCCGUAACCCCAAGGAAUGGGCUGCAUUGAGCCGGCUGGCGAGAGAAAUGCUGUGCAGUGCUGAGCUCAAGCCCUGCUGCCUCGAGCCCCUGCCCUUGAGAGCUCUUUGGAAUUGUGCCAGGCUGGGUCCUGAAGGAUGGAGCCCACGGAGGCAGCCCAGGCCCCGGAGGGGAGGAAGAGAUUCACCGUGCAGUCACAGGACCCUGAACAUACCAUGGUGAGACCCAUCUUCAAAUCUUCUUGCUCUGCAGCAGAACCGAGGGCCCCUGCUCUGCCUGGGGCUACCUCCUAUGCAGACUAUGUCGUGGCACAGGUCUCUGUGUCCUCAGCCUCCAUGCCAGUCUCCCGGCCUGCCAGGAUGACAGCUGCGUCAUCGGGGUCCAGAGAGGGAGCUGCCUCAGGAGCGCUCCCUCCAGGCACUGAGGCCAGCACUGUACCCCCUGCUGCCAGUGGGGACUCGGACCCCAGCCCCACGCUGAAACCGGGGGCCAAGAGCAACUGCAUCAUCGUCAGCGCUCGCCAGCGGGGGAACCCCAUCCUGAAAUUUGUGCGCAACGUUCCCUGGGAGUUUGGCGAGAUCGUCCCUGACUAUGUGCUGGGCCAGAGCACGUGUGCCCUCUUCCUGAGCCUGCGGUACCACAACCUGAACCCCAACUACAUCCAUGCGCGUCUGCAGCUCCUGGGGAAGACGUACGCAGUGCAGGUGCUGCUGGUGCAGGUCGAUGUGAAGGACCCACACCAGGCACUGAAGGAACUGGCCAAGAUGUGCAUCCUGGCCGACUGCACCCUCAUCCUGGCCUGGAGCCCCGAAGAGGCCGGACGCUACCUGGAAACGUACAAAGCCUAUGAGCAGAAACCAGCUGACCUGCUCAAGGAGAAGGUGGAUCAGGACUUCCUGUCCAUAGUGACAGAUUGUCUGACCAGCGUGAAGUCAGUUAACAAGACAGAUGCACUGAGCCUGCUCGCAACAUUUGGGUCUCUGGCGAACAUUGCACAAGCGUCCAAGGAGGAUCUCUCCCUCUGCCCAGGCAUUGGGCCCCAGAAGGCCAAGCGGCUCUUUGACACCCUCCACGAGCCCUUUCUGAAGAUCCCCAAAUGAGUGGAGCACUGCCAGCAGCACAGACAAGCAGGAAUAAACAGCCCACCCCGCCCAGCAGGCCACGUGUCCCUGCCAGCGCACCGUAUGCUGUCUGCCAGGAAGCCAGGGCCUUGGGGGACACUUAGCAGCACCAGGAUCCAAAGCCCAGCUGUUUCUGAGUCUGGACUUUGACAAUUAAACAUUCUGUGCAGCAUC